Messenger RNA from Tupaia belangeri chinensis (Chinese tree shrew), 2349 nucleotides. It is a transcript of the gene ABHD16B, whose product is annotated as abhydrolase domain containing 16B. Gene Ontology annotation, molecular function: glycerophospholipase activity; monoacylglycerol lipase activity. Gene Ontology annotation, biological process: phosphatidylserine catabolic process; monoacylglycerol catabolic process. The record is from RefSeq and is a predicted model, not a curated record. NCBI's taxonomy places the organism in Eukaryota, Metazoa, Chordata, Mammalia, Scandentia, Tupaiidae. Gene Ontology annotation, cellular component: endomembrane system.
UUAGAGGGAGGUGAGAGCUGGCUGUGGUGUGAGUGGGAAGUGGGUGAAACAGGGCCUGGAGAGGAGGCCACUGCUGGUCGGAGUGGUCUGUGAAUCUGGGAAUCUACCACCAGCGCCCACUGUAGGUGACCGUUUCCCCAGCAACCAUGACUCACAAAGCUAGCCUGUGAAGGGCAGAAGCAGUCUCCCCUGGGUCCCCGAGAGCCCAGGUCACAAUGGCCGCUAAGGCCCAGCCCAGAGGAGGCAUGCCCCAUGACGGCCCUGCAGGCUUGCCCCUGCAGCUGCCCGCUGCCCAGCUGGGCCUGGGUCUCCCGCUGCGACCUUGGCCUGGUACCUGGACGUCAGGGCUAGCGCGGAGCGGCCUGUGGCCUCGGCGCCCAUGUGCGUCAUCUGCUUCGUGAAGGCGCUGGUGUACGUCUUCAAGAUCUACCUGACCGCCAAUUACACCUACAACUUCCGCAGCUGGCCGGUGGACUUCCGCUGGGACGAAGUGCGCACUGCGGGCGCCGGCAGCAGCAGGCACCGCGCGCUUACGUGCGCCGCAGCUGCAGCGGGCGUGUGGCUGCUGCGUGACGCGGCCCUGGGCGGGGAUGCGCCUGGGCGACCCUUGCGCGGGAACGAGAUUGACACCAUGUUCAUGGAUCGCCGUCAGCACCCUGGCAGCCACGGCCGCGGCCUGCGCCUCGUCAUCUGCUGCGAGGGCAAUGCUGGCUUCUAUGAGAUGGGCUGUCUGUCCGCACCGCUGGAGGCCGGCUACUCGGUGCUGGGCUGGAACCACCCAGGCUUCGGGGGCAGCACGGGUGCACCAUUCCCUCAGCACGAUGCCAACGCCAUGGACGUGGUGGUCAAGUACGCGCUGCACCGGCUGCACUUCCCACCCACACACGUGGUGGUCUACGGCUGGUCUAUCGGGGGGUUCACAGCCACCUGGGCCACCAUGACCUACCCAGAGCUGGGCGCGCUGGUGCUGGAUGCCACUUUUGACGACCUGGUGCCACUGGCACUGAAGGUCAUGCCCCACAGCUGGAAGGGGCUGGUGGUGCGGACGGUGCGGGAGCACUUCAACCUCAACGUGGGCGAGCAGCUGUGCCGCUACCCGGGCCCCGUGCUGCUGCUCCGGCGCACCCAGGACGACGUGGUCAGCACCUCCAGCCACCUGGCCCCUCUGCCGCCCAGCCACGUGGAAGGCAAUCGCGGCAACGAGCUCCUGCUACGCCUGCUGCAGCACCGCUACCCGGCUGUGAUGGCACGUGAGGGCCGGGCCGCAGUGACCCGCUGGCUGCGGGCCGGCAGCCUGGCACAGGAAGCCACCUUGUACGCGCGCUACCGGGUGGAUGAGGAGCGGUGCCUGGGGUUGCUGCGUUCCUACCGAGCCCACUGCGAGCAAGAGCUGGAGGACGAGGAGGCCUGGGGGUCUCACGGUCCUGCCUUCCCAUGGCUUGUGGGUCAGGGCCUCAGCCCACGGCGGCGGAGACAACUCGCGCUAUUCCUGGCGAGCAAGCACCUCAAGAACGUGGAGGCAACGCACUGCAGUCCGCUGGAGCCGGAGGACUUCCAGCUGCCCUGGGAGCUGCAGCCUUCACCAACUCACAUGCCUUCUGGGCCUCCAUUCCGUUCCCACCCUGUGCCCAGAACCAGUGAAGCUGGCCCUGGUGGGGCCCCCUGACCUGUCAGGGGUGAGGCAGUCCAGGCCCAGUGCUUGUCCUUCGCUGGGGUACCUGGCCUUCCCACUGCUCUCCCUCUCCUCCCUCCUUCUGGUCUCCUCUUCCCACAAACACUUCUGAGUGCCUGUGCCUAGCUCCGAAAGAGAACGCCAAGAUUAACCUGACCCACUUUCUGCAAAUGCCGUGCAAUGGGGCCUUGAUGGUUACGAAAGGGCGACGAGAGUGGGCCGUGGGACCACAGGGAGGUACCCUUCACCUGGCCUGGGCUGCAAGAUGGCUCUUGGGAGGAAGAUAUGGGGCCGAGCCUUGAAGGCUGUAGAGGUGGCCUCGCUGUGAGAGGGGACGUUGGCCUUGUAGGUUACUGCGCGGGUCUCAGCAGCUGGGCAGUCUCAGGAGUGUGAUGCCUCUGGUCUGUGGGGCCCCUCCCCCCGACUCCGACACUGCAGGCCUCCACAGGAGGAGUUUCACAGAGGCCCUGCAGACCAGAGUAACCUGUGGAGCAAGAGACAGGCCUCUGCUCACCACCAUCCAAAACAGCCAUUUCUGUAUGGUGUGCCCUGAACCGCAGGAAGCAGGACUACUGGCUGCCCCGAUGCCCCCAGUCCCUGGGGAUUGGGGGCAUGGAGCCAGGCAGGGAGCCCCAGAGCACCUGGCCCAUGCAAGUCACCUAGAAGAGCAGGCGAGC